AUGGUGCAUAGUCUGACCGCUCGAAGUCUAACCAAAGAGUUCCGUCAAAUGUCUCAACUCAAUCUUCCGAGAACUCAACGAAACCGUAUGGAUAUUAAUGGACACAAACGGCCCGUUAGUCUUAUUGAAAGUGAAUCCAGUAGUCCUUCCAUACCAUGCAGUCCUACUAAUGAAGGGUAUGCUUCGGAUGAGAGUAAUACGAGUAGUAUUCAAUCCAAUUCUGGUAACGUAUCGAUGGAUGCCAAUAAAAAUAAAGCCAAUAAUGAACGCAAAUAUAGUCCAGCGAUACUGAAACGCGCCUCUUAUUGGCAAAAACGGUGUGAAAACGGAUUGAUAUCCGAUUGCGCUGUGAAUGAAGAUUUUCCUCCAAUGGAAACCAUUGCUAAAUGAAUGAAUGAAUGAAUUUUAUAUUAUAUUUUGACUAAUUUAUGAUGAAAAUGCUAUUCAAGAACAUGUUAUUGCUAUUUUAGUUUUCUUACAAUUUCAGUCAAAUCAAUGUUUUAGACACUCUUUGCCAUAAUUAGGUUUGCCAUCAGACGAGUGCUAUAACUGAGACUUAAGUUGUGUUUUGCAUUCAAUUAUUUAUUUCAUAUUCACUUCUAUUUUCUUCCUUCCUAUUGAUUGCACAGAAGA
Medioppia subpectinata is the source of this 633-nucleotide messenger RNA. The record is from the annotation of a GenBank genome assembly. Lineage: Eukaryota; Metazoa; Arthropoda; Arachnida; Sarcoptiformes; Oppiidae.